Molecule: messenger RNA, 1368 nt
Organism: Leptinotarsa decemlineata (Colorado potato beetle)
Lineage: Eukaryota; Metazoa; Arthropoda; Insecta; Coleoptera; Chrysomelidae
Source: RefSeq, a predicted model, not a curated record
CCGCCAGAAUGGUUGAAUGACACAGAGUACGACGCUGACGUCGGAGUCAAGGACGCAGGUGGAGAAAAAAAAGGAAGGACCUAUAUCGCAACACGAACACUUCCGAAAGGACAGGGAGCAUUUGCCUAUAUCGGAGUAUCCCUGACAGAUAAGGAGCCAAUGUGGCUAGGAGCUGGGGAAAGUUCCUUCGACGAAAAAUUGGGAGAAAAGUUUGUAGAAAUGGUUCCUCCUCAAUAUGAAAUGGAGAAAAUUCUAGCACGACGAAAAGAUCCAAGAGAAAGAGAAAAAGUAUUGACAUUUUAUGACGUCUUAUUGCAGAAUAUUGCCGAUGAACUUGACGGAAAAGAAAUGUCUGAAAACGAGACUGUGGAAGGUCUCCUGGCGCAGCUCAUCCACGAUUUGACAGAGAGAGAACAAUACGCCCAAUAUGAAGCGUUGGAGGAGUCCCAGAGAAGGAUAGAAUUACUUCUUCUUCUCUUCGACAGAGUGAAGGUUCGGAGAGAUAAGGUGGCAAAACGUGAAGAAAUACUUGAUGAUUUGGAAGAGAAAUUAAUGCCAAAGUCAUUCUUUGAUAUAUCUGAACCCCUUCCGGAAGAUAUAUAUAAACUACCAGCUGCUAUGUGGGAACAAGCGAUUGAUAAAGCACCUACUAAACAACACAUGGAUAGACUCCUGAAAAAUUACCCCCUUCCUUUAGUCAAGAAGUUUUUGGAAUACUUAUCCGACUACAAAGAGGUGAUAGCCUUGAGGAUGCAAAGGAGGCACGAAAAUAUCAUUUCACAAAUGAGGAAAGAAUUGCGCAAAGAGGGUCAACAAAUGAAGCAUAUGGCAGAGGAAUCAGAAGAAGCUUGCGAAAACGCUUUGACAGUAUUGAAGGCUGUGAAAGAACAAUACGAGAAGAAGAUGGAGGUCGAGAAGAAGAACAAACAACAAACCGAAGUUGAGCUAUCGGAUCAUUCUAAGAUGUACGAAAAGAUGAAAAUGGCUGUGUAUGAUACCCAAAAAAUGGUCGAGGAAGAAGCUCUACGUGGAAAAUUCCUGGCUGAUCAAAUUAACGCCGUCAGUGAACAAACCGAGCAGUUCAUGACUGUGAACGAUGACAUUGUGCGAACUACAGAAGAAGCCAACUUGAAGAUUCUGAGGAAUAUAAAGAAACUAAGUGGCGCCGUGAAACAAUACGAAGGAAUGAUCAAUGAGCUGAAAGCAUCAGCACAAACGGUGAAGAAACAGGGACAAUUGUUCUUCUUCUGAAACCCACCACGGAAUGUAUGACGCUUCAUCCGAAUCCUUCAGAUGGUUUACCAAUUUGAAUGUAUUCACUUCGAUAGUGUACAGUUGAGAAAUGAAUUACAGGUUUGUUUUUGGGUA